Molecule: messenger RNA, 1575 nt
Organism: Brassica oleracea var. oleracea
Lineage: Eukaryota; Viridiplantae; Streptophyta; Magnoliopsida; Brassicales; Brassicaceae
Product: ethylene-responsive transcription factor RAP2-13
Exons: 1
Coding region: 470-1252 (260 amino acids)
Biological process (GO): regulation of DNA-templated transcription
Molecular function (GO): DNA-binding transcription factor activity; DNA binding
Source: RefSeq, a predicted model, not a curated record
GAGCAAAAGCUCAUGAGAUAAGUAUACCGGUGAGGCUGAGAGUAAAUCACUUACCAAAAAAAAAUUGAGUGCAAUAGAUAAGAAUUUGUUCUUGUGUGUUUUCUCCUGAAUUUUAUUUCUGUGCAAAUUCCCCCUUCGAUCCGUAUCUGUUUUAUUUUAUUUUUUUCAAAAGAAAAGCGAUUUCUAGGCUUGUGUUUGAAUGGUUUUGAUCAAUUAUUUACACAGCAAAGCAAACUUUUGAAACUGGAUUUUCUUUAAUCUUGCAUCUGUUAGUAUUUCCAGAACAGAGAGAUCAAUCUUUUUUAUUUUUUUAUUAUUGAUCUUCUUGUUUUUCUUUUAAAAUAGUUUCUGAGGGUAUUUUUUUUGUUUCCCUCCUUUCGGAUCUGCAAAGAGGUUGUUUAUUUCAAAUCUCUUGGAUCUAUCUAUUAUUUUCGAAUUCGAUUUUCCUUUUACAUAAAAAAAAAUUAUAAUGGCAACUACUAUGGAUUACUACAAUAGCAAAACGUUUCAACAAACCGAUCCUUUCGGUGGCGAAUUAAUGGAAGCGCUUUUACCUUUUAUCAAAAGCCCUUCCACUGAUUCACCCGCCUCUGCGUUUUCGUUUGCGUCUUACCCUGACGUCUGCUUGACCCAACCGAUUCCAUACGUGUCGUCGGAUCUUAACCAGACACACUCGUACUCCAACCUUCUCAGUCCUAAACCGGUUCCCAUGAAGCAAACCGGUUCUCCGCCAAAACCGAUGAAGCUGUACAGAGGAGUGAGGCAGCGUCACUGGGGAAAAUGGGUCGCCGAGAUCCGUCUACCCAGGAACCGAACUCGCCUCUGGCUCGGAACCUUCGACACGGCGGAGGAAGCUGCGUUGGCCUACGACAAGGCGGCGUAUAAGCUCCGCGGAGAUUUCGCCAGGCUCAACUUCCCUAAUCUCCGAGGAGAGUUCGGCGAGUACCAGCCUCUUCAAUUUCCAGUCGACGAUAAGCUCGAAGCUAUCUGUAAGAGCUUGGCCGAGACUCAGAAGCCAACGAAGAAGUCUUCUUCCCGGAGACGUUCAUCCACCGCGAAACAACCGGAGGAAGUCAAGUCGGAGGAUUACUCUAGCGUUGUAUCUCCGCCGUCGACGGAGAACUAUGGAUCGCCGUUGUCGGAUUUGACGUUCGUUGAUGUGGAGGAGGAGCAGCAGCCGUGGAACGUGAACUUCGCGUUGGAUAAGUAUCCGUCGUACGAGAUCGACUGGGACUCGAUUCUGUCAACGUAGAUGAUGGUUUGUAAAUUAGGGGAUGCCAUAGGGGUAUUUUAGGAAACUGGAGGUCUCUGCGAUGGAGUUUUUGGUCAUUGCAUUGAGACACGUUAGGUGGGGUCCUUUUGUGUUAUUAUUAAUAAGUGGAUGUACCUUAAUGUAAAUUAUUUAUUACGUUUCUGCGUCGGUGGAAGCUGGAUUUUUUUGUCAUGCUUCACACCGUGCGAGAUUUUUUUUUUUUUUUAAUGUACUUUGUAGUUUCCCCUUGUCUUAAUUCCAAAGUGUUUUAGCUUCCAGUUCAGAUACGUAUUGUGCAAUAAAAAAAAGUGUGUGUAAUAAUG